Molecule: messenger RNA, 1134 nt
Organism: Phymastichus coffea
Lineage: Eukaryota; Metazoa; Arthropoda; Insecta; Hymenoptera; Eulophidae
Gene: fuss
Product: SKI family transcriptional corepressor 1 homolog-B
Exons: 5
Coding region: 1-1134 (377 amino acids)
Biological process (GO): negative regulation of transcription by RNA polymerase II; negative regulation of BMP signaling pathway
Cellular component (GO): nucleus; transcription regulator complex
Molecular function (GO): RNA polymerase II cis-regulatory region sequence-specific DNA binding; DNA-binding transcription factor activity, RNA polymerase II-specific; SMAD binding
Source: RefSeq, a predicted model, not a curated record
AUGUCUAGCACAAAUCAACGAGUUGCUCUUGGUAUUACAUGCGUCCAAUGCACACCAGUUCAGUUAGAAAUUCUAAGACGAGCUGGUGCAAUGCCGGUUUCUUCGAGACGCUGUGGAAUGAUUACUCGUAGAGAAGCGGAACGAUUAUGCAAAUCAUUUCUAGGUGACAACACUCCACCAAGAUUACCAGAAGAUUUCGCAUUUCUAGUUCAUCAUGAGUGCGCAUGGGGCUGUCAUGGUGCAUUUAUACCAUCUCGAUAUAACAGCUCACGCGCUAAAUGUAUUAAAUGUGCAGUUUGUGGGCUUUUUUUCUCUCCCAAUAAAUUUAUAUUUCAUUCACAUCGAACUGGAUCAAAUGAUAAAUAUAUUCAACCAGAUGCAGCAAACUUUAACUCUUGGCGACGGCAUUUGAAAUUAUCUGCAAAUCCACCUGACGAAAUUAUUCAUGCUUGGGAAGAUGUUAAAGCAAUGUUCAAUGGUGGAACUCGUAAAAGGAUAUUAUCUAACGUGAAUAAUGUAAGCAUUUCAGACUCAGAACGUAAACGUUCUCGAUUCAUAUCGGGAUCACAUGUUCCUUCAUCAACAAUAAUUCAACAAUCAAUAUCAAAUUCAAUAAAUGAGACAUCAAUACUCCAACAACAACUUCCGGGAUAUACAAGUCUGAUAUCACCAUUAUCUAGCAUUGAUUAUAAAUGGCAUCAACAACCAGAAUUACCUUUUAGUGCCUUAAAAGAAUCAAAUGCGUCGAUUAUACCAUAUAUACCGUGGUUAACAAAAGGGAAUCCUUUUCUAUUUCCUGCUAAUUCAAUGAAUUCUGCUGAAAAUCUUACCAAAGUUCUUAAUAGGAGUUCUCAUUCGUCUGCAUUUCACCCUGUCAUACCUUCAUUUACAAGUAAAUAUAUAUCAACUAGAACAAAUGAAAAUGGCUUUCAAAGUAUUUCAGAGGAAAAUGAUUCAGAUAAUGAAAUAGACGUGGAAACCGUGAAAGAUAACACUAUUAAUUAUUAUCUUGAUAAAAAAGCAAACUUGAAUGUUUGGAAUUAUGAAGAAAGGGAGUCCAGAUCUUUGGUUAAACAUUUGCAGUGUUGGAAUCCCCCUCAAGAAACAAAUAAUACAUAUAAAUUCAAUACUUGA